Mercurialis annua (annual mercury) is the source of this 2610-nucleotide messenger RNA. RefSeq lists its product as uncharacterized. The coding region runs from base 1 to 2610 and encodes 869 amino acids. Lineage: Eukaryota; Viridiplantae; Streptophyta; Magnoliopsida; Malpighiales; Euphorbiaceae. The record is from RefSeq and is a predicted model, not a curated record. Gene Ontology annotation, molecular function: zinc ion binding. The transcript is spliced from 6 exons.
AUGAUCAUGAAGAACAUAUACAAGGAAGAAAACCAUACUAACAUCCAAGUAACAAAAGGGAACAUACCUGAAGAUCUGGAUAAAACAAGUCACGAAGAACCAAAUAACCAGACAAAGAACGAAGAGGAAAUAGUUGCAAGAAAUAAGAACAAAUUCGAAAAGCAAUUAAUAACUAAACUUCUUGAAUUGAGAAAUACGGUUACAUGCAAACUGAUCUUCAAACAGAUCUUUUCCAAUUCAAAUAAUUUGAAAGAACAAAAAAUCAAGAAGCAAAAACGCGAAGACAUUGAAAUUCUAUCAAAAAUUGAAGAUUCGUACAAUCAUGAGCUUAAUCACCAAUUCUGGUUUACUAAUAGUUUUAUAUCAGUUUUCUACUAUGUUAGUAUUGAUUUUAGAUGUUUUGCAGGAAAUAACACACUGAAGGCUCUCAUAUACUAUAAUGGAAAAUGGGAUGCAAAUUUUAAUUACUCAGACUACAUAAUGAAAGGAAUUAUAAUACCAGAUGACACAAAUUUUGAAAACCUCCGGUCAAUGAUAGCAAAUAUACUGCAAGUUAACUAUUGGGAAACCAACAUGGAGAUCAAAUAUCAGUUGGAGAACAACGGUCAAACUUUAAAAGUUGAAGACGACAACAGCCUCAUAUUUUACCUUGAAAUGAGAAAGAGUGACUCUAUGAUAACAAAGUUUCCGCUUUGCAUUUCAACCAAAAAAUCUGAAGAACAGCCCCAACUACCGAUGAUUAACAGCAACUCUUGGACGACAGUGAAUGAAGAGCAAACAGAAAAUGUAGUAUCCAAAGACUCACCCAUGGAUUUUGUAGAAUAUGCUGAUUUUUUCAGAAAACAGAUCAGUAUAGAAGUUGAAGAAGCUGAAAGUAAACUAGAAGACUACCGAAUUAUAACUGAUCCAAAUCAAAAAGAAGUCUAUGUUGGGCAAAUCUUUAAAGAUAAAACGAUCAUGAAGACAUGUUUGAGUUUAUAUGCAAUUGCUAACAACUUUCAGUUUAAAGUGAUUAAAUCAUGCACAAUUGAGUAUGUACUCAAUUGUUUGGAUAGAAAUUGCAAAUGGAGUUUAAGGGCUUCAAGAGAUGGAAGGACAAGCAUGUUUCUUAUUAGAAGACUCAACAACAUUCACACAUGCUCAGUAGACAUUAGAAUGGAAGAAAAAAGGCAGGCAACAUCUUCAAUUGUAGCAGAGGUGAUAAAAUCAAAGUUUUUGAAUGUCAAAACAAUUUACACACCUGGAGAUAUAAUUUCAGACUUUCAAAAGGAAUAUGGUGUGAUUUUGAAUUACAAUAAAGCUUGGAGACCGAAGGAAAAGGCGCUUGGACUGAUUAGAGGUAAUCCGCGUGACUCUUAUGGUGUUUUGCCUAGUUACUUUCAUAUGAUUUUGGAAACAAAUCCCGGAUCAGUAGUAGACAUUCAAACUGCAGAAGGCAAUAGAUUUCUAUAUGCUUUUAUGGCGCUCGAUGCUUCGAUAAAGGGCUGGAAAUAUUGCAGACCGGUGGUUGUAACAGAUGGUACUUUCUUAAAAUCAAAUUAUGGUGGAACUCUAUUGACAGCAUGCACACAAGAUGGAAACGGUAAAAUUUUUCCUCUAGCAUUUGCUAUUGUCGACUCUGAGAAUGACGCUUCAUGGGAAUACUUUUUUCGAAAGUUCAAAGAAGCUUUUGGUGAAAAGGAUGGACUUUGUAUCGUAUCAGAUAGAUGUGAAAGCAUUUCUAAGGCAAAAAACAAGCUAUUUCCUCAAGCAAGUCACGGGAUAUGUAUGUUUCAUCUUCUGAAUAAUCUGAAAUCUAAAUUCAAGAAUAAAGAUAAUAAGGUUAAAGAAUGUUUUUAUGCUGCUGCAAAGUCAUACACAGUUAUGAAGUUUGACUACCACAUGAAGGAGCUUGAUAACAUAAAUGUACAAAUUCGACCCUACCUAAUGAAAAUCGGAAAAGAAAAAUGGGCAAGGGUGUACUCAAAAUUCCCAAGGUACUCAACAAUGACAUUAAAUAUUGCUGAGUCUAUGAAUGCAGCUAACAAAGCAGCUAGAGAUUUACCGGUAACAACACUUAUGGAAUAUUUGAGGAGUUUGAUUCAAAAUUGGAGUUACACAAAUAGGACUAUUGCAGCAUCAACAUUUACAAAGCUGACAAAUAGAGCAGAAGAGCAGCUCAGAGAAAACUACUCAUAUUCUUUAAGAAUGAAGUUCACACCAUCAAUGACAGCUUUAUACAGUGUGCAAGAUGGAACUAACACAUACAUAGUCAAGCUAAAGGAAAAGACAUGCACAUGCAGUAGAUUUCAAAUGGAUGAAAUGCCAUGUGCCCAUGCACUUACAGUAUUGAGCUCAUUAUACCAAGAUCCAUAUCAGUAUUGCUCAUCUUUUUUCAGCAAAGAAAACUUGGUUGCAGUUUAUGAGGGUGUUGUCUAUCCAAUGCCAAGCAAAAACAAUUGGGAUAUAUCUGCUGAAAUUGAAGGAAUGACAGUUCAUCCACCUAUAGCACUAGUACCAGCUGGAAGACCAAGAAAACAAAGAAUAAAGUCAUCAGCGGAAGGGAAACAGCAAAACAAAUGUGGAAGAUUAAUUGACAUUAUACACAGAGUAUUCUUUGAUUGUUUCUAG